CUUAUUUUCAGGGAUACAUCACGUGAUAAUGUUGGCUGCAUGCAAUGAGCCCGGUUCAGCUAGCAGCUUCAUAGCAGACGGAGGAUGAGAGUGUUUUGUAUUUGUUACUUCGAAUUUUGUGAUUUAAACAAUUAAAGUCAAUAACAAUGGAAUGUAUAGUAGCAAACGUCGAACACAUGCGAUUUGACAUUGAGAUUGCUCUCGACGAACAGUAUGGAGCUCUUUCAUUACCUUUCACCGGCAUGGACAAAUCUAUCGCUGCAGUAUGUCAAUUUUACCCAAGAGGCACUUGUACUAAAGGAGCAUCAUGUCCAUUUAGACAUGUUCGUGGUGAUCGCACAAUAGUAUGUAAACAUUGGUUAAGAGGUCUUUGUAAAAAGGGUGAUCAAUGUGAAUUUUUGCACGAAUAUGACAUGACAAAAAUGCCAGAAUGUUAUUUUUAUUCUAGAUUCAAUGCAUGUCACAAUAAGGAAUGUCCAUUUUUACAUAUUGACCCCGAAACAAAAGUCAGAGAUUGUCCAUGGUACGAUCGUGGUUUUUGUAGGCAUGGUCCUUUAUGUAGACAUCGACAUGUCCGACGUGUCCUUUGUAUGGCUUAUUUGGCUGGUUUUUGUCCAGAAGGACCAAAUUGCAAAUUCAUGCAUCCGAGGUUUGAAUUACCAGCGGUACAAGACAUGCAACCGAAGGAAGGCAAAAAAGUGAUGAUUACUUGUCACUUCUGUGGAGAAGGCGGUCACAAAGCAAUCUAUUGCAAUAAAAUGCCACCCGAUGUACGGGAAGCUCAAGUCAGGCAGGAUGUUGAUAAUAACUCUCAUGCAUCACAUCACCAUAUGAAUUUGCAUAAUGGUCCACCGCCACCGCGAGGGCCGCAAAAACCACUCGAAGAAGUAACAUGCUAUAAAUGUGGACAGAAAGGUCAUUAUGCCAAUAAAUGUCCGAAAGGACAUCUAGCGUUUUUGAGUCAUGCGGGUAGUGGAAGUGGCGGUCAGAAUCAGAAUUAUCGGAGAUGAUUUUCUUUGUUUUAUUUAUGUAACAUGAAUAUUGCGAUACUACUUUAUCUCAUUAUUAAUUAUCUAUAAAAUUUGUUUCUCAUAUACAAUAAAAUAAUUUCAUAUCUAA
Nylanderia fulva is the source of this 1119-nucleotide messenger RNA. It is a transcript of the gene Clp, whose product is annotated as cleavage and polyadenylation specificity factor subunit 4. The record is from RefSeq and is a predicted model, not a curated record. Lineage: Eukaryota; Metazoa; Arthropoda; Insecta; Hymenoptera; Formicidae. Gene Ontology annotation, molecular function: zinc ion binding; RNA binding.